ACGCAUGCGCAAACAGACCAAGCAGCUCAAAGACUUUUGCACGAUGGCGGACUGAAGGACUUUCAAAUGAACGAUCUAACAGUUUUAUAGAUUCUUAUAUGAUCGCCUUAUGUAAAACCAUAGAAACGUGCAUUGAGUUUGGAGCGAUAUGUGAAGUGAAGAUUGAAGACGUGAUAGAAGAUGGACGACUACUGCUAUGCUAAGAUGGCGACGUCCGCUAAAAGAGAACAUGAAAGAGAAUCAACUUCCAGCAAAUCACCAACGGAGAUAAAGACGAAAGAUGAAGACGUCCAGCAGCUGAUUGGUCAUUCAGAAGAACUUCCACCUCGCGUGCAGAAGCAAGCGUGUCCAUGGCCUUCCCACAUUAAAGAGGAAGAGGAGGAAUUCUGGAUAACGCAGGGAAGUGAUCUCACCAAGUUGCCACUGACUGUUGUCUCUGUGAAGACUGAAGAUGAUGAAGAGAAACCACUGAUUCGCCAUCCAGAAGAACUUCCACCUCAGCCGCGGGGCGAGGGCUCCGCUUUGAAGCAAGAGCGUCCAUGGCCCCCCCACAUUAAAGAGGAAGAGGAAGAACUCUGGACAACGGCGGAAGAUGAUCUCACCAAGCUACCACUGACUAUUGUCUCUGUGAAGACUGAAGAUGAUGAAGAGAAACCGCAAUUUGACAACCUUUUAGCUCCACUAUCAGAUAGUGAGGCCGAAGACGACGAAGAAGAACCUUUGAGCAGCGAUACAGACUGUGGAGGUGAUAUGAGGACUCACACUGACAAGAAACAUUUCAGCUGCUCAGUUUGUGCUAAAAGCUUUAAUCAUAAGAACACUUUGACUGUGCACAUGAGAACACACACAGGAGAAAAACCAUUUAACUGUACAGUUUGCGGCAGAAAUUUUUCUCAUAAGAACACUUUGACUGCACACAUGAGAACACACACAGGAGAAAAACCAUUUAACUGUACAGUUUGCGGCAGAAAUUUUUCUCAAAAGAGCAAGUUGACAGAACACCAGAGAACACACACAGGAGAGAAACCAUUCAAUUGUUCGGUUUGUGGCAAAACAUUUUCUUGUAAUAGCUAUUUGACUGGACACAUGAGAACACACACAGGGGAGAAACCGUUUAAUUGUUUGCUUUGUGGGAAAGUUUUCUCUUACAAGGUCUCUGUUAGAGCACACAUGAGAACGCACACAGGAGAGAAGCCGUUUAAUUGUUCGCUUUGUGGUAAAACAUUUUCUCGAAAGGCCAAUUUGACAGAACACCGGAGAACACACACAGGAGAGAAACCAUUUAUUUGUUCGGUUUGCGGCAAAACGUUUUCUCGUAAUAGAUUUUUGACCGGACACAUGAGAACGCACACAGGGGAGAAACCAUUUAAUUGUUCAGUUUGCGGUCAACAGUUUUCUCUUAAGAGCCAGUUGCCAGCACACAUGAGAACACACACUGGGGAAAAGCCGUUUAAUUGUUCAGUUUGUGGUAAAAGUUUUUCUCUAAAGCAAUCUUUGACUCGACACAUGAGAGUUCACGCAGGAGAAAUGCCUGUUAAGUAAACUUACAUUAAACUUUGUUAGUGCUAACAUUUUGACGCCAAACUAUCUAAAAGGAUCUAUACAUCGUGUGCAUUUUAAGGCGUUACAUUCUGAGAUAAUCUGUUGAAGCAAACUGAGCAUGAACUUGAUUUUUUUCUGACAGCCGCUACACAACUUGCAUUGUUAAGAGAACAACAUGGAUGGGGUUUCCCUCACCUUUCUUAUGGAUUACAGAAGUGUAUGUCAAAGAUCAUGAACUGGUGUUUGUGUUGUGAGAAUGAGAGUGUGAGAAUAAACUGCAGGCCAAAGUGGCCCAAAACUGAUUUUUUAUUUUUUUUAUCUGAUUUUUUCCCACCUGACUGUUUACACUGCAAGUGAAAUGUGAUUUUUAUCAGACUCCAGUGCAAACGCCAAUAUGGCUUCAACUUCACUUGCAUGCACAGUGCAACAAAGUGAAAACAAAAGAAGUUAACCGGGAGGAAGUUGCCACUACUACAAAAUAAAAUAAAAGUUAAUAAAAAGUUUCUUAACGUGAAAAUAAAUUAAAGUGAUAUAAUAUAUGAAUGGAUGUAUAUAGUGUGAUAUGUUUGGGAGAGUUAUAAUCUUUUAAUGGUUGUUAGAGGAGACAUCAGCGUGGAUCUACGGGAGCUUUAUUUUUCAACUCACAGCAUCAAUUCCGGUCCUUCAACAAUCGCUAUUUCUUUGGAAUCAAAAUAUAUAUUAAUAUACCGUAUUUUCCGCACUAUUAGCCGCACCUAAAAACCACAAAUUUACUCAAAAGCUGACAGUGCGGCUUAUAACCCGGUGCGCUUUAUAUAUGGAUUAAUAUUAAGAUUCAUUUUCAUAAAGUUUCGGUCUCGCAACUACGGUAAACAGCCGCCAUCUUUUUUCCCCGUAGAAGAGGAAGUGCUUCUUCUUCUACGCAAGCAACCGCCAAGGUAAGCACCCGCCCCCAUAGAACAGGAAGCGCUUCUUCUUCUACUGUAAGCAACCACCCGCCCGCGUAGAAGAAGAAGAAGAAGCGCGCGGAUAUUACGUUUCAUUUCCUUUGUGUGUUUACAUCUGUAAAGACCACAAAAUGGCUCCUACUAAGCGACAGGUUUCCGGUUCAUGAAAAGACGCAAUCUCUCCAUCCGCACACGGACUACUAUUUCACAGCAACUGCCUAAAGACUUUCAAGAAAAGCUGGCUACUUUCCGUGCAUAUUGUAAAAACAAGAUAGCUGAAAAAAAGAUCCGGCCAGAGAACAUUAUCAACAUGGACGAGGUUCCACUGACUUUUGAUAUU
Molecule: messenger RNA, 2808 nt
Organism: Nerophis lumbriciformis (worm pipefish)
Lineage: Eukaryota; Metazoa; Chordata; Actinopteri; Syngnathiformes; Syngnathidae
Source: RefSeq, a predicted model, not a curated record